AGCCGUGGACCCAGAGGAGACCCCCAGAGGAGGCGGCAAACUUCGCAGUGCCGCCCCCCAUCCCCGUCCCUCGGUAGGUUCAUGUGGCUCCUCACACAGCCACUAAGGGAAUAGCUGAGAGUGUCUCUCCUGCUGGGACCGAAGCUCUGGCCUCCUGUGCCUCCCUGCUGACCCUACUGAGUGCUGCAGCUCAGUUUCUGUGGGCAGGCCUUGGAUCACCAGCUGUCCCUCCAUCGACCUGCGGCAUGGCCCCACAGCUUCUCUCCCUGCUGGCAGCCCUAGCCCUGGCCCAGGUCCCUGCAGCCUUAGCUAACCUCCUGGAAGGGGACAGCUCAGAGGACCGCGCCUUCCGCGUGCGCAUCGCCGGCGACGCACCGCUGCAGGGCGUGCUCGGGGGCGCCCUCACCAUUCCGUGCCACGUCCACUACCUGAGGCCGCCGAGUCGCCGGGCCGUGCUGGGCUCUCCGCGGGUCAAGUGGACCUUCCUGUCCGGGGGCCGGGAGGCGGAGGUGCUGGUGGCGCGGGGGCUACGCGUCAAGGUGAAUGAGGCCUACCGGUUUCGCGUGGCGCUGCCCGCCUACCCCGCGUCGCUCACCGAUGUCUCCUUGGCGCUGAGCGAGCUGCGGCCCAACGACUCAGGCGUCUACCGCUGCGAGGUCCAGCAUGGCAUCGAUGACAGCAGUGACGCUGUGGAGGUCAAGGUCAAAGGGGUCGUCUUUCUCUAUCGGGAGGGCUCUGCCCGCUACGCUUUCUCCUUUGCCGGAGCCCAGGAGGCCUGUGCCCGCAUUGGAGCUCGCAUCGCCACCCCCGAGCAGCUCUACGCCGCCUACCUUGGGGGCUAUGAGCAGUGUGAUGCUGGCUGGCUGUCCGACCAGACCGUGAGGUAUCCCAUCCAGACCCCAAGAGAGGCCUGUUAUGGAGACAUGGAUGGCUUCCCUGGAGUCCGGAACUAUGGAGUGGUGGAUCCAAAUGACCUCUAUGAUGUCUACUGUUAUGCUGAAGACCUAAAUGGAGAACUGUUCCUAGGUGCCCCUCCAGACAAGCUGACGUUGGAGGAGGCACGAGUGUACUGCAGGGAGCGGAAUGCAGAGAUCGCCACCACGGGCCAGCUGUAUGCAGCCUGGGAUGGUGGCCUGGACCGCUGCAGCCCCGGCUGGCUGGCUGAUGGCAGCGUGCGCUACCCCAUCAUCACACCCAGCCAGCGCUGUGGUGGGGGCCUGCCUGGUGUCAAGACACUCUUCCUCUUCCCCAACCAGACUGGCUUCCCCAAUAAGCACAGCCGCUUCAAUGUCUACUGUUUCCGAGACUCUGCCCAUCCCUCUGCCAUCCCUGAGGCCGCCAACCCAGACUCUGACCCAGCCCCUGAUGGACUAGAGGCCAUCGUCACAGUGACAGAGACCCUGGAGGAACUGCAGCUGCCUCAGGAAGCUGUGGAGAGCGAGUCUCGUGGAGCCAUCUACUCCAUUCCCAUCAUAGAGGAUGGAGGAGGUGGAAGCUCCACUCCAGAAGACCCGGCAGAGGCCCCUAGGACCCUCCUAGAAUUCGAAACCCAAUCCAUUGUACCGCCUACGGAGUCCUCAGAAGAGGAAGGCAAGGCAGCGGAGGAGGAAGAGAACUACGAGGAUGAAGAAGAGGAAGAGGAGGAGGUGGAGGAUGAGGCGCUGUGGGCAUGGCACAGCGAGCCCAGCAGCCCAGGCCCUGCGGCCACUCUUCCCACUGAACCGGCCCUGGAAGAAUCGCUCUCCGAGGCAUCCCCGCCGGCGAGGGCAGUACUGCAGCCUGGUGCAUCACCACUUCCUGAUGGACAGUCAGAAGCUCCCAGGCCUCCAAGGGUCCGUGGCCCACCUACUGAGAUUCUGCUCACGCCCAGGGAGGGGAACCUAGCAUCCCCGCCACCUUCCACUCUGGUUGGGGCAAGAGAGGUGGGGGAGGACACUGGUGGUCCUGAGCUAUCUGGGGUCCCUCGAGGAGAGAAUGAGGAGACAGGGAGCUCCGAGGAUACCCUUUCCCUGCUUCCAGCCACACGGGCCCCUGAGGGUACCAGGGAGCUGGAGGCUCCCUCUGAAGAGAAUUCUGGAAGAACUGCCCCAACAGGGACCUCAGUGCGGGCCCAGCCAGUACUGCCCACUGACAGCGUCAGCCGAGGAGGAGUGGCCGUGGCCCCCUCAUCAGGUGACUGUGUCCCCAGCCCCUGCCAUAAUGGUGGGACAUGCUUGGAGGAGGAGGAGGGGGUCCGCUGCCUAUGUUUGCCUGGCUAUGGGGGAGACCUGUGCGAUGUUGGUCUCCGUUUCUGCAGCCCUGGCUGGGAUGCCUUCCAGGGUGCCUGCUACAAGCACUUUUCUACUCGAAGGAGUUGGCAGGAGGCAGAGACCCAAUGCCGGAUGUACGGUGCCCACCUGGCCAGCAUCAACACGCCUGAGGAACAGGACUUCAUCAACAAUCGAUACCGGGAGUACCAGUGGAUUGGGCUCAAUGACAGGACCAUCGAAGGAGACUUCCUGUGGUCGGAUGGCAUCCCCAUGCUCUAUGAGAACUGGAACCCUGGGCAGCCUGACAGCUACUUCCUGUCUGGAGAGAACUGCGUGGUCAUGGUGUGGCAUGAUCAGGGACAAUGGAGUGAUGUGCCCUGCAACUACCACCUGUCCUACACCUGCAAGAUGGGGCUGGUGUCCUGUGGGCCCCCACCAGAACUGCCCCUGGCUCAAGUGUUUGGCCGCCCACGGCUGCGCUAUGAGGUGGACACAGUCCUUCGCUAUCGGUGCCGUGAGGGGUUGGCCCAGCGCAACCUACCACUGAUCCGCUGCCAGGAGAAUGGUCAUUGGGAGCACCCCCAGAUCUCCUGUGUGCCCCGAAGGCCUGCUCGAGCUCUGCACCCAGCGAAGGCCCUGGAAGGACAUCAGGGGAGGCUACUGGGGCGCUGGAAGGCGCUGUCGACUCCUCCUUCCAGCCUCACUCCAGGUCCCUAGGGAGCGAGGCCUCGAACACUCCUGGCCCAGCACUGCCCUCUCACCCCAACUCUCCCUCAAACCCUGUGCUCUCCCCACCACAGGAAGUGACAACAUGAGAGGGGUGCAGCUGGAGUCCAGGUGACAGUGCCUGAAAGGGCUUCUGGAAAACACCUGGGAGGCUCCAGCUCAGCCUGGGCCUGCUCUUCCCCUACCCUGGGCAUCAAGUUUUCCCUCAGGGCAAGGGGUAAGUCCCUCAACUGCCCUCUCCUUGCCAGCCACCGUGUCCCCUCCAUUCCUCUAGGAGGCAA
Messenger RNA from Cynocephalus volans (Philippine flying lemur), 3256 nucleotides. RefSeq names its product brevican (gene BCAN). Lineage: Eukaryota; Metazoa; Chordata; Mammalia; Dermoptera; Cynocephalidae. Gene Ontology annotation, cellular component: synapse; perineuronal net. The coding region runs from base 246 to 2966 and encodes 906 amino acids. The transcript has 15 exons. Gene Ontology annotation, molecular function: hyaluronic acid binding. The record is from RefSeq and is a predicted model, not a curated record. Gene Ontology annotation, biological process: positive regulation of neuroblast proliferation; glial cell differentiation; central nervous system development.